This is a messenger RNA of Acomys russatus (golden spiny mouse), 1938 nucleotides long. It is a transcript of the gene Cpn1, whose product is annotated as carboxypeptidase N subunit 1. The coding region runs from base 250 to 1638 and encodes 462 amino acids. The record is from RefSeq and is a predicted model, not a curated record. Gene Ontology annotation, molecular function: metallocarboxypeptidase activity; zinc ion binding. The transcript is spliced from 9 exons. NCBI's taxonomy places the organism in Eukaryota, Metazoa, Chordata, Mammalia, Rodentia, Muridae. Gene Ontology annotation, biological process: proteolysis.
CUUCCCAAAGUGGGGAUGCGCAGAAUCCUUUCAAGAGGUUUUCCAGCCUUAGGAGAGGGAGAGAAAUGAACCCGGGAGCAUCGUGAGUAUCCCAGGGCCACAGAAAUAAUUUCCAGCGUCCUGGAGGAGGCCGGUCCCCAGCCAGACUCUUCGCAGGUGCAGGUGUGCUCUGGGUUCUGGAUCCUGACGGGGAGAGGAUUGCUUGGACAACGGGGGUCACGUUUCAGAGCCUCUGGGAAGCUCGGUGAGAUGCCAAAGCUGUCCUCAGCCUUCCUGCCCCUCCUCCUCCUCCUCCUCCUCCUCCCCCCCAAGUUUGUUGCCCCUGUGACCUUUCGUCACCACCGCUACAACGACCUUGUGCGAAAGCUGUACAAGGUGCAUAACCAAUGCCCGGACAUCACGCGGCUCUACACCAUCGGGCGCAGUGUCAAGGGGAGGUUCCUCUACGUGCUGGAGUUCAGCGACCACCCUGGGAUCCACGAGCCCUUGGAACCAGAAGUCAAGUAUGUGGGGAACAUGCAUGGGAACGAGGUGCUGGGCCGCGAGCUGCUCCUCCAGCUGUCAGAAUUCCUCUGUGAGGAGUUCCAGAACCGGAAUCAGCGCAUCCUGAGUCUAAUCCAGGACACACGCAUUCAUAUCCUGCCGUCCAUGAACCCUGAUGGCUACGAGGUGGCUGCCUCCCAGAGCCCAAACACCUCUAGGUACCUGGCUGGUAGGAACAACGCAAACGGAGUGGACCUGAACCGCAACUUCCCGGACCUCAACACCUAUUUCUACUACAACGAGAAAUAUGGCGGCCCCAACCACCACUUACCCCUCCCAGACAACUGGAAAAGUCAGGUGGAACCCGAGACCCGGGCGGUGAUCCAAUGGAUUCGAUCCUUCAACUUCGUUCUCUCAGCCAAUAUGCACGGUGGGGCUGUGGUGGCCAACUACCCGUAUGACAAGUCACUUGAGCAUCGGUUCCAAAGCUCCUACCGUACCUACAAUUCCCCAACACCAGAUGACGAGCUUUUCCAGACGCUGGCCAAGGUCUACUCCUACGCGCACGGAUGGAUGCACCAAGGUUGGAACUGUGGCGACUACUUUCCAGACGGCAUCACCAAUGGGGCGUCUUGGUACUCCCUCAGCAAGGGAAUGCAAGACUUCAAUUACCUGCACACCAACUGCUUUGAGAUCACACUGGAGCUGAGUUGCAACAAGUUUCCCGACCAAGAGGAGCUGCCGCGGGAGUGGCUGGCUAACCGCGAAGCCCUGAUCCAGUUCUUGGAACAGGUUCACCAGGGCAUCAAGGGAAUGGUACUCGAUGAGAACUCUAACAACCUCACAGGGGCUGUCAUCUCUGUCACGGGAAUCAAUCACGACGUCACCUCAGGUGAACACGGGGAUUACUUCCGGCUGCUGCUUCCCGGCACUUACUCUGUCACAGCGAAGGCACCAGGGUACCAGCCAAAAACAGUGACUGUGACUGUGGGGCCUGCAGGACCAAUGCUGGUCAACUUCCAACUCAAGCGAAGCGCGUCUCAGGCAUACCCUGUGCAGAGAGCUCCCGGCCGAGGACAGGGAAGCCGGGCAAAGCAGCCCCGGAUACCCCGAACGAAAGACCUGGCAACAAAGCGCCAUUGUGGCUCUGCCUGAAGCCCAGCACCCAGAGCCACACACAGCAAGGCCGGGUCCCUGCUCUCAAAUCCUGUGGCCAUGCUUUUAUUAUCAGGGACAUAUGUACACAUAGGCACAUAGAGAACAGUUCCAAGUGUUUCUCUCUGUCCCAGGAGCAAGCCUUUCUUAGGCCAGCAUUAAAGGAGUCAGAACCUUCUGGAAACUGAUGGCCACUGUACAUGCCUCCUCCAGCAGGGUUCUGGAGAGACCUUCUUUCUGGGAGUCUGGUUUGGGUCCCCUGCCAGUGUGUACUGGAUGCUGAGACAGGUUCCAUCUGUC